UCCUAAAAAAAAGGCUACAGCGCUCUCCGUUGCCCCUCUUCUCUUCUUCCCCGCACCCUUACGGCCUCACGGCGUCGCCCAAACUCCAGGGCUUGCAGGUGAAUCAAGGGAGGAGAUGGCGAGGGAGGACAGGUUCCCAGUGUGGGAGGCGGCGCUGCUCGCCGGUGUGGCCGCCACUUUUGCUGCUGGGCUGGUCGGCGUCUACGUCUCCAUGCCCCACUCCGAUUACAGCUUCCUCAAGCUGCCCCGCGACCUCCAGGAGCUCCAAGUCCUCACUGACCAUCUGGAGGUCUACACCUGCGACUACACCGUGCAGGUGCUGGUGGGCUAUUGCUUCGUGUACAUCUUCAUGCAGACAUUCAUGAUCCCCGGGACCAUAUUCAUGUCCCUGCUUGCCGGGGCCCUCUUUGGGCAGCUUGGUGGCCUGGUCCUGGUGGUCUUUGCUGCCACUGCCGGUGCUUCUUCCUGCUACUUCCUAUCCAAGCUGGUUGGGAAACCACUGGUCUUCUCGUUGUGGCCGGACAAGGUCAGGUUCUUCCAAAAGCAGGUUGCAAACAGAAGAGAGAAACUGCUGAAUUACAUGCUUUUCCUGAGAGUCACUCCAGCAUUGCCCAAUACUUUCAUCAAUUUGGCUUCACCUAUAGUGGAUGUGCCCUACCAUAUCUUCCUCUUGGCGACAGCCAUUGGUCUCAUCCCAGCAGCCUAUGUGACUGUCAGGGCUGGAAUUGCUUUGAGUGACCUAAGAUCGUUGAAUGACCUAUAUGAUCCACAGUUGAUAGCACUGCUGUUCUUAAUCGGGGUUGUUUCAGUGAUGCCAACAUUGCUGAGUAAGAAUGAGACGCAAGACAAAGCAUCAGACAUGGCAGCUAGCACUAACUGAUCACUUACAUGUCACCCCAACUCUCCUCUCCUGUACAUAUUAAGAUUCAGCAUUUGGUGGCUCCAAGACUUUGAAUGAAUUGGAACUUGUCGCCGGCCACAAACAUGGCGAGGGUCCCAGUCUGUGGGAAAAUUGUGCUGAUGUGAACGGGACAUCUAAUGGUCAUACAUUAUGAUUAUGAGAGGCGAAUUGGGCGUCAGAACAAACUGCUUUCGCUUGAUCUGUUUAACAUGGUUUAGAUGAAAGGAAAAUCUGACUGUAUCUUGCACACUUUUAUCAGAUUCAAUACAACUGAUUUAGUGAUUCAUG
Molecule: messenger RNA, 1189 nt
Organism: Phragmites australis (common reed)
Lineage: Eukaryota; Viridiplantae; Streptophyta; Magnoliopsida; Poales; Poaceae
Exons: 4
Coding region: 116-880 (254 amino acids)
Source: RefSeq, a predicted model, not a curated record